Messenger RNA from Pichia membranifaciens NRRL Y-2026, 3888 nucleotides. RefSeq lists its product as hypothetical. Gene Ontology annotation, biological process: astral microtubule depolymerization; mitotic spindle assembly. The transcript has a single exon. Bases 1 to 3888 code for a protein of 1295 amino acids. NCBI's taxonomy places the organism in Eukaryota, Fungi, Ascomycota, Pichiomycetes, Pichiales, Pichiaceae. Gene Ontology annotation, molecular function: microtubule binding. The record is from RefSeq and is a predicted model, not a curated record. Gene Ontology annotation, cellular component: mitotic spindle; microtubule organizing center; spindle microtubule.
AUGCAGAACUACCACGACUAUGACGCCGGGGCAGUGAUGCUCGAUGCUGUCCACGCGGACGACCUUUCGACAGUUGAGACGGCAAUAACAAAUUUCAAGCAGUACAUCAAAAGAAACUUGGUGGAUCUGGAUUACGCUUUGCCUUACGUGACGUUUUUGAUCAGCAUGUACGAGACGAAGGAUCUUGCUGUACUUUCGUUUAGCACGUUGUGCCACCUCAUCAAGAGAAUCAGCAUACAGGACCCCUCCGUUUUACAACACGUCUAUGACCCGGUGGUGCCGUUUCUGUUGCACAGACUGGCGGACCACAAGGAUUCGAUAAAAAUGACGGCCUUGAAGUCAUUGAAAACGUGCAUAGAUUCAUGUGUGUCGAGAAACAUUGAUUCUUUGAUACGCUUCCUCAUACAGGACGGGUUGAUGAUCGACGAUGCGCAAAUUCAAAUAACUGUUAUAGACAUUCUAGAUCAAAUCAUAGACCCAAAUUCCAACUUUAAUUUCUCGUUCAAAAUGGUUUUAUCUGCAUCGGUGAAGCUAUUAAAAUCUCGCAACUUCACAGUCUCAUCCAAAUCCGCAGAUCUGAUCAAAGUGUACUUUACACUCAUAAACCCGAACAAUAACACCGCAAAAUCGGACCUCCUAAACGACCUGAUAUCAAAUGAUGUACCGGAGCGAAUCUUGACCAACUUGCUUAAGUCAAUAGAUGGAUCGUUGUACAAAAAGUAUAUAUCAUUGACAAAUCCGGACCAAUCUUCGCAGGUGAGUGAUUUGGCAUCAAAUGUUGAUAAACUCAAUUACAUGUUGGACCAGACUCCGAACUGGAAUAUAGAUGACUCAUCUUUAUCAGUUGUGGGUGAAAACGAUGAUGUGAAUUAUGAAGCCCUUCUUUUUGAAUCUGAACAACUAUUUGAAGGGAAAGAGACUGAAAAGAACUGGAAAAGCAGGCAGCAGUUCAUUAUAAAAGUAAGACAGAUUCUUCGUGGGAAGAGUUUCUUAUUAAACAUAGACAGUUCUCUUGCGUUUGUAAAAGAAAUUAGAGAUCGAGUCACCAAAGGAAUGCUUUCGUUGAGAACAACACUUUCCAACAAUUCUUGCCAGCUAUGCAAGGAACUUGUAAUACAUAUGGGUUCAUUUCUAGACUUCACCUUUAUCGAACCUUUGCUGAUGAGUUUACUCAGACUAACGUCAGCAAGGAAAAUUAUGCAGCAUCAAAAUGCUAAUGUUGCCAUCAUUGCCAUCUUGUUGUAUAUUAACUUGAAUCCUAAAGUAUUCAGUAUUUUGAAUGCAACUAUUCAAGAAAAGAACAUCCAACCUCGUGUCUAUACCGGUAACUGGAUUCAAUUGAUUUUGUUGAAGUAUUAUAGCCCACAGAAUCUGGAAAACUUCUACUUUCUAGUUGAAUCUAUUGAAGGUAUCAUGAUCAAAGGCAUUUCCGACCCUAUUCCGCAAGUCAAGGAUGCGAUGAGAAAUGCAUUCUGGACGCUUUGUGAAUUUGACUCCUCAUAUGAGACAAAAAUUACAAAAAAAUUGGAUUUUGCAAUAGUGAGGGCACUGGAGAGAUCAAAAAAUGUCUACUUGAACAGCAAUAAUAUUAAGUCCAAACAAAUGCAAAAACGUGAACCAAUAAAGGAUCAGAUCAGUGAUUUCGAAAAGGAAGAGCAUCUCCCGCCUCAAGACUCGUAUCCAAUCAGUCGAAAAGAGCAGAAUAAGGUAAUGGAUAAAGAGAAUAUACAGCUCCAAUACGAGCCAAUAAGGAAGUCCAUACGAAGUGAGUCUUUGGACGAAGCAAGGAUGACACAAAAGAAAAAGCAGCAUGUUCUGAGGAAUCAUACUGUUGAUGUAAACCCUUCGGCAACUAUACUGGAAACUAACUAUGCUGCAUCAACAAACAAUGAUGACUUAGUGGAUGAAUUUACAGGAAGAAUCAAAAGGGAAAACGUUAUAUACGAAGAGAUCACAUCAGACUCAAAGGCAUUACAAGCAGAAGGAUUCAGUAAACUUUUGAAAGAAAACGAUUCUUCAUUGACUAUAAAGUUUCAUGGAGCGUUGAACAAUUUGACGAUUUUAAAUGCUGACCUUUUCAAUUUAAUUUUUAUGGAAGGUAAUGAGAAGUUUUUUCGCAAAAUCUCAAGUUACCUUUCAACUGAAAACACCUUGAGGUUAUUUUGUUUGUAUUUAAUCAAGUCAGGAGAUUACAACCGGAUUGAUUUUGUCAUUAAUGAGCUAUCUUUGGAAGAUACAUGUCUUUCGAUUAUUAACAUUUUGAACCUAUCAAUAGAUGCAUCCAAGAUAGACAACAUUAAUUUAUCAAUCCAGUACAUUAAGAAUCGGUUCAAAAUUAUUCAUUCUAUUUUAAAGAUUUUCAAUGCAUUAAUUGCUCUGAAGAGAAACAUCAUCAAAUCAUAUCUGUUAUCAAGUAUCUUCGAAUGCCUCUUUUUGAGUUUUGGAAUAGUUGAUGAUGACCUGAUAAAGAAAGAAUAUGUUUCCACAUUCAAUAUAUGCCUCCAGGAAUACGACGAUCUUUUUAAAAGAUCACUCAAGGAAGUUAAGGAUCCUGCGUUGAAGAAAGAGAUACACAUUUCAUUAAGCUUGCCGGUUGAUGACGAAGAUGCUGACCAAGGAGAUGUUGAGAUGUUUAAAGAAGUUGAUGGAGAGAAAGAAAAAGAGGGAGAAAAUACCAAAUUUUUAUCGCCAUUCAAAAUUGAUGCUGAGGAGUUCGAUGAUAAUAUUGACGGAAUGACUAAAGUGAUACCGAAGCUGAAAAGUUUUGAGCCCGGAAAUGAAAAUAAAAAACAACCUUUGAAAAACACAGUUGUUUCAGAUUUCACCAUGAUUUUUCCAAAACAUGCAGGAAGUAAAUUAUUUGAUUUCGACAAAAUAGAAAUUAAGCAUGAGGAGACAGAUCGUGAUAUGAGCGUAGGAGUUGAUGAGGUGAUAAGUCAGAUAGAAAAAGAUGAUGAAAGAAGUGAAAUGGAGGAUGUUGAGGAGAUUGGUAGUGAAGUAGGAUCGGAACAUAUAGGUGAUGCAGAGGACAGAGCAGAAGUAGCACCCAAAACAAUGACAGAGGGAUCACGAAUUGAGUCGGAUGAGCCAUUCGAAGGGAAGGAGUUUGCUGCGGAAGAAACGCAUGAUGAUAUUAUGCCUGAAAAGGAGAAAUCAAUACUGAGUGAUUCUACUCCUGACAUGAACCAAUUAACCAUCGAUGAAAACAAAGAGAUGGGUGGCUAUCUUGGGCUAGUAGUCAAAGAAAUAUUGCAGUAUGAACCUGCCGAGGAUUUCAAAGCGGCGUCUGUGUUGAACUCAUUAAACGAUAUUGAGACUCUUAGCUGGGUUCUAAGCAAUGCCGACUCUGUUGAUCGUUCUGAGCUUUACGCCAAACUUGCCGAACAGCUGAGGGGAGAACACCAAAUUGAAUGUCUUGCAGUGCUGAAGUACUUUUAUGAUAUGUGGCCUGAAGAGAUUGAUGCAUCAGUCAUUCGAGUUUUCAACGAAAUUAUAAGCAACACCACCACCGCUACUGAACUGUUUCUAGGAGUGCUUGAAAUUGUAGAGCUUGUGGACGUCAAAGUGCUGGUUUCAGUAGGGAAAAUACAUUCUCUUCAUCCUCGGCUUCAGGAGAUUGUUCUUAGAUGUAUCUUACAGAGGAUGCAAAGUAACAGAGUGGAUUGUGAAGACAUUUUCAUGAUUGAGCGUAUAAUCAAUCGUGGAUGUGAACACGAUGAUAGCUUCAUUCGCAUGAACAGCUAUCUGAUAUACAAAGAGAUGUACCGGAUGUUUAUCGAUAAAACCUGCGAUUCUCAGGGGAUUGAGCUGGUUGAUUAUGUGACUGUUGAUGGCAUGAAAGACAGCAUCAAACUGUUCUGUGGGGUGCCUGUGUCGCUCGAAGAGUGA